UUAUUAGUAGAAAAUUUUUUAUAACAACAAAAUUCCCAAAAAGGAAUUAGAACUACAUAAAGAAAUCUCUCGAAAGCUAACUUCACCACUAACCGCUAGGUUAUGUUUUCCAGAUACAAUUAUCAUCGAUUUGACAUUUCGUGUUGACACCCAACUUUUCUUAUCUGGAGAUCAUUAACUUUACUCAAUAUAUCUAACAUUGAGUACCAUCCAUACCUUUACCUCAUGUUCGUUAUCUUACAGCCAAACAUUGUCUACCCGGAAGUUCGUUGAAUGUAAAUAAAACUUACCUUACCCAACAUUUCUUACCUGGAGGUCAUUAACACGUUCGCUGCCGACUACGAGUUAACUCGUAUCUAAACCAUGGUGACCAUGGUUAACGGAGUCGCUCGGCAGCGAACGUGUUAACCGUACUAAACAGAACUGACCUAACCCAAUCUACCUGGCAUUGAGCAUCCUCCAUGACCAUACCCAACGUUCUUUACCUGGGAGAAUAAACUGGAUUAGCUCAACAUCUUGGGACUUUCUACCCGGAAGUUCAUUGAAUGUAAAUAAAACUUACCUUACCCAACAUUUCUUACCUGGAGGUCAUUAACCAUAGUAAACAGAACUACCUAACCUAAUCUACCUGGCAUUGAGCAUCCCCCAUGACUUUACCCAACAUUCAUUGACGAUGGAAAUAAAAUAUAAAAAAAAUAAUCAAAUUGGGGUGAAUUAUAAAAAAGAAUACAUUUCCUUAUUAGUUAGGUUAACCGUUAAAAAUAACUCAACCAUAACAUCCCCAUGGCAACGCACUCACAACAAUUUCUACGCCACAUAACAUUGACUUUUUAGUGACCAAGAACAAAUAUGUUAAGCUCAAUAAGAAUGAAAAAUAUAAAUUGUGAACAAGAAGCAAAAUUUAUUCAAGAUCGUAUAUUAACGGUGGAAAAAAAUAUAUCAGAAUUAUGUUCGGUUUUUAGUGGUUAUUCCCGAAAAGUCGCCCGAAUAAGAGACAAAGGUGAUGAAUUAUCGAAAGUAAUCGUAGCUUACGCCGAAACCGAAGAGGUUAAUAAAUCGUUAAGUAACGGAUUGAUAAAUUUCGCCACACAAAUCUCGUCAAUAAGCGAUUACGGCGACGUUAGAACGCAAAAUAUUGACCAAAAAGUGGUUAAUGAAUUUUCGCAAUAUGAAAAUAUUUGUAAACACGCGAAAGAUGAAGUUAAACAAAUUUAUGCGGCGAGAACUAAAGAGAUUUCGAGGAAGAGACAAUUAGAUCGAGCUAAAGAAAGAAAUCCGAGAAAUCGACAACAAAUUGUUCAAGCUGAAUCAGAGUUGGUAAAGGCGUCGGCGGAAGUUUCAAAAACUAUAAAUAAUUUAGAAGAACAAAUAACGUCUUUUGAAAAGCAAAAAUUACACGAUUUAAAAGUAAUUUUAUUAGAUUUUGUUGCAACAGAAAUUGGGUAUCAUGCAAAAUGUUUAGAGCUUUUAACUAAAGCUUAUAAAGCUGUUGAUAGAAUUGAUGAGGAAUCUGAUUUACAGGACUUUCAAAAAAUUAGGGAAAAAUUUGAAAUGGAAUUCAAGAAAUCUUUAAGAUUACCAGAAUCAUCAUCAAACACUCAAGGCAAACGUUCUUUAUUCAGAGCAUCUCAAUCGUUGGGAUCGUUGAGUUCAAUUUUUUCGACUCCAAAAAAGAAAUUUCCUGGAGUUCCAACAACGACAAAAAAUUCUGGGAUGAGAGAUAAAAGAAUUUCAAAAAGUGAGGAAAUUUUGGAUUCUUCCAAAGAUGAAGACGACGAAUCUUAUUCGGAAGCUUCAAAAUCUGAUUAUUCGGAUGAAUCGGAUACGAGUAAAGGGGAUGUUGAUGAUAAUGUUUCUCCUUUUAUUGCUAAAAAAUAUUUAAAGUAAAAAAAGUUUUA
This is a messenger RNA of Onthophagus taurus, 1898 nucleotides long. It is a transcript of the gene Fam92, whose product is annotated as CBY1 interacting BAR domain containing protein Fam92. Gene Ontology annotation, cellular component: ciliary transition zone; ciliary basal body. The record is from RefSeq and is a predicted model, not a curated record. Lineage: Eukaryota; Metazoa; Arthropoda; Insecta; Coleoptera; Scarabaeidae. Gene Ontology annotation, biological process: cilium assembly.